AUGCCUCCAGCGAAUCCCAAGAAGCGCGUGGACGUGUCCGUGGCGAACAAAGAAAAGAAUGAAUAUAUUCCGUCUUUCAUUUCGAAGAAGCCCUUCUAUGUCAAUGAUAUCGACGAGUCUGCCGACUACCUAGAGCAUCAACGUUUACAAAAAGCGGCCGAAGAUUCGAAAUGGUACGAUCGCGGGCGCAAGGCAGGACCAGCUGCCACCAAAUAUCGCAAAGGUGCAUGUGAGAACUGUGGCGCUAUGACGCAUAAGGCGAAAGACUGUCUGGAACGACCUCGAAAACAAGGCGCCAAAUGGACUGGCAAGGACAUACAAGCGGAUGAGAUCAUACAGGAUGUUAAACUUGGCUGGGAAGCUAAGAGAGAUCGCUGGAACGGUUUCGAUUCAUCUGAGUACGCCUCAAUAGUCGAGGAGUACAACCAACUCGAGGCGAUGAAGAAAGCCGCGCAAGGAGAGGCUGUGGGAGCGAGAGCAUUGACGGAAGGGGGCGAGGACGACGAAGGCGCAAAGUAUGAAGAAGAGACUGAAAUGGGUCGCCAACAAUCAAAGGGCACACGGAACCUCCGCCUUCGAGAGGACACCGCAAAAUACUUAGUCAAUCUCGAUCUAGAUUCCGCCAAGUAUGAUCCAAAGACGCGCUCUAUGGUUGAUAGUGGAGCUACAUCGGAUCAAGCUGCAGCUCUAGUCGCGGAGGAGGGGUUCAUGAGAGCAUCAGGGGAUGCGGCAGAGUUCGAAAGGGCUCAAAAGUAUGCCUGGGAGACUCAAGAGCAGCGCGGCAAGAAUAAGAUACAUUUACAGGCUAAUCCUACAUCGGGAGAAGUUUUACGGAAGAAAGAAAUACAAGAGGCAGAAGCCAAGAAGCUCGCCCAUCACAAAGCCUUACUGGAAAAGUAUGGGGGACAAGAUGAAGUCACCGAUAAGUCAUUGAAAGAAACAGCGGUCGUCGAAUCAGAACGCUAUGUUGAAUAUGACGAACAUGGAGGAAUCAAGGGGGCGCCGAAGGUCAAGGCAAAGUCAAAGUAUCCCGAAGACGUACUGAUCAACAAUCACACGAGUGUAUGGGGAAGCUGGUGGUCAGAUUUCAAAUGGGGAUAUGCGUGCUGCCACUCUUUCGUCAAGAACAGCUAUUGUACUGGCGAGGAGGGAAAGACGGCCCUGGAGGAAGCGAGCCGCCUUAGACUAGGUGAAAGUCUGGGGCUUGAUCAUAAUGAAACCCCGGAAAAUUACGUCGAAGUUGUACGCGCAGAGCAAAAUGAAGCAACCGCCCCGGCUGAUGCAACAUCGAGGAAACGAACGGCUGAUGUUAUGGCUGCAGGUAUCACGGAGGAAGAGAUGGACGAAUACAGGCGCAAGCGUCGGCAAGCAGCAGACCCUAUGUCAAACAUGGACCGUGCCUGUGUACUGGUGCCGCGAUCCAAUUCUUCCGCAAACACUCCCGACGUCCAGCGCCUCGAGCGCGCCUGUUCGAUGGCUUACCACGGGUCCACACGCAAUGUGGACAUGACCAAGCAAGAAUCCGAGCUUGCGAUCAACAUUCGGAAAGCGACAAGUAUUGAUGAGACAGCUCCUAAGAGAAAACAUGUACGAAGCGCGAUUGUAUACACUUGGGACCAUAAAUCGUCGGGAUCGUUUUGGGCUGGGAUGAAAGUCCAACCAAUCCUUGCUGACGAGGUUCAAACAUUCAAAGCCCUCCAAACCAUUCACAAAGUGCUACAAGAAGGCCAUCCGAUAGCACUUAAAGAGGCGCAAGCCAAUGUCAAUUGGAUAGAAAGUUUGUCUCGAGGUGCAGGAGGCGGGGACGGCCUAAGAGGGUAUAUGCCAUUGAUUCAGGAAUAUGUAUAUUUCCUCCUCGCUAAACUCGCUUUCCAUCGACAGCACCCGGAAUUCAAUGGAACAUUCGAGUAUGAAGAAUACAUUAGUCUCAAAUCGAUCAAUGACCCGAACGAGGGCUAUGAAACCAUUUCAGACCUUAUGACGCUGCAGGACCAAAUCGACUCUUUCCAGAAACUGAUUUUCUCGCACUUCCGUAGCGGACAGAACAAUGAGUGCCGUAUCUCCGCACUAGUGCCGCUAGUGCAAGAGAGCUAUGGUAUAUACAAAUUUAUCACAAGCAUGCUUCGCGCCAUGCAUACAACCUUGGGAGACGAUGAAGCUCUAUCUCCCCUGAGAGGACGUUACGACGCGCAGCACUACCGCUUGGUCAAAUUCUACUACGAAUGCUCUAAUCUGAGGUAUCUCACAAGCCUUAUUACAGUCCCGAAGCUGCCACAGGAUCCUCCAAAUCUACUGUCAGAAGAUGAAUCUGCUCCAGCGCUACCCACACGUCCUGCACGGGAAGUCGCAGCCCCUAAAUCACCUCCAAAAUCCAAUGCACCCGAUCCAGAGCCUAUCAACGAGUUCUGGAAAAACGAGCAGAAGCGUCAGCAAGAUGAAUAUGAGGCCGAGCAGCGACGGCUACAGGCUCAGUGGGAGGAGGCCCAACGGUUGCAGCAACAGCAGUCACUCCAAGCCCAGCGAGACUUUGAAGAGCAGCAACGAUUACAGCAAGAACAGGCGCGUCUUGCUCACGAUCAGCUACUUCGUGAUCAGUACGCACAGCAGACGCAAGGUCGCCUUGCGGAGUUGGAGCAGGAGAAUCUUCGUGCAAGGCAGCAAUACGAACAGGAUCAGUUAAUGCUUGCGCAAUACGACCAGCGAAUGAAAGCACUGGAGGGGGAGCUGAAUCAGCUCAACGCAAAUUUCCAACAGCAAUCGCAGUCCAAAGAUGACCAAAUCCGUGCCCUUCAAGAGCAGUUAAACACUUGGAGGACUAAAUAUGAAGCUCUUGCCAAGCUUUACUCGCAGCUUCGACACGAGCAUUUGCAAUUGUUGCAGAAGUUCAAGCAAGUUCAAGUAAAAGCGGCUUCAGCACAGGAAGCAAUUGAUGCACGUGAAAAGCUCUCACGUGAGCUGAAGACGAAGAACUUGGAGCUAGCAGAUAUGAUUAGAGAACGCGACAAAGCAUACUUGGACAAAGAUCGUUCCCAGGGUGGGCACAAAGAAGAGCUGGAGAAGCUCAAGCGAGAGCUUCGAUUCGCGAUGGAGAGGGCCGAAAACGCGGAACGAGGAAAAGGCUCAGAGCUUUCGGCAAUGCUCUCGAGACAUAAUCGGGAGAUAGCCGACCUUGAAGAAGCUCUCCGCAACAAAACCAGGCAGCUAGAAGAUUUCCACAUGAAGUAUCGAGAAGGAGACUCGGAUCUGGAGCGCCAGCUUCGUGAAAAGGAAGAGGAACUGGAAAUUUUCAAGGCUGGCAUGGAUCAAACUCUUCUUGAGCUUAACGAAUUGAAGUUAGGCCAGGGUGACACGGACAGAGCCAUGGACGGACAGAUCGACUCUCUCAUUCUUGACAACAUCAAACGCAUCAAUGAUAUCAUCGACUCGGUACUACAAAGUGGAGUGCAGCGUGUGGACGAAGCUUUGUACGAGCUUGACUCUUCGAUGCAAGCUGGAAACCAGAACGCGUCGGGCGCAUUUGUCUUAUCGCAGAUCGAAAAGGCGUCACAGAACGCUAUGGAGUUUUCCACGGCCUUCAACAACUUCAUCGCCGAUGGAGCUACUAGCGGACAUGCUGAGAUCAUUCGCACAGUUAACGCUUUUUCGGGCUCUAUCGCCGAUGUUCUAAGCAAUACCAAGGGGCUUACGCGUUUUGCCUCGGAUGACAAGAAAGGAGACCAACUUAUCAAUGCUGCAAGACAGGCUGCAUCUUCUACGCUACAGUUCUUCCGCAACUUACAGUCCUUCCGCCUGGAGGGACUGGAGCCACUGCAAAAGACAGACGUUGUCAUCAAUAACAACAAUGAUGUCCAAGUAAAUCUGCAAAAGCUCUCCAAGCUUGCCGACGCAUUUGCCCCCAAGAGCAAGAUUACUAACGCUCAGGGAGAUCUUGGUGACCUGGUCGACCGUGAACUCACCAAUGCUGCCAAUGCCAUUGACGCUGCAACGGAGCGACUUACAAAGCUCAUGAACAAGCCUCGUGACUCGUACUCCACCUACGAGCUCAAGAUCCAUGACUCAAUUCUUGCCGCCGCCAUUGCUGUCACAAAUGCAAUCGCCCAGCUCAUCAAGGCGGCGACGGCAUCGCAGCAAGAAAUUGUACGAGAAGGUCGUGGCGCUGCAUCGCGAACUGCUUUCUACAAGAAACACAACCGGUGGACAGAGGGGUUGAUCAGCGCAGCUAAGGCUGUAGCAUCGUCGACGAAUCUGCUUAUUGAGACUGCCGACGGCGUCAUCAGUGGACGCAAUUCGCCCGAGCAGCUCAUCGUUGCUAGUAACGACGUCGCAGCCAGCACGGCACAGCUCGUCGCAGCCAGCAGAGUCAAGGCCUCCUUCAUGAGCAAGAGUCAGGACAGAUUGGAAACAGCCAGUAAAGCGGUGACGAGUGCCUGCAGGUCCCUUGUACGGCAGGUCCAGGAGAUUAUUGCACAAAGAAACCGUGAUGACAACGAGGUUGUUGAUUACAGCAAGCUCAGUGGACAUGAGUUUAAAGUACAGGAGAUGGAACAGCAGGUUGAGAUUCUGCAGCUGGAAAAUUCGCUUGCGCAGGCACGAACCCGUCUUGGAGAGAUGAGAAAGAUCUCAUACCAGCAAGAAGAUUAA
This is a messenger RNA of Pseudovirgaria hyperparasitica, 4641 nucleotides long. Its product is annotated as ANTH-domain-containing protein. Gene Ontology annotation, cellular component: clathrin-coated vesicle; actin cortical patch. The record is from RefSeq and is a predicted model, not a curated record. NCBI's taxonomy places the organism in Eukaryota, Fungi, Ascomycota, Dothideomycetes, Acrospermales, Acrospermaceae. Gene Ontology annotation, biological process: actin filament organization; clathrin coat assembly; endocytosis. The transcript has 12 exons. Gene Ontology annotation, molecular function: clathrin-cargo adaptor activity; phosphatidylinositol-3,4-bisphosphate binding; actin filament binding. The coding region runs from base 1 to 4641 and encodes 1546 amino acids.